This is a messenger RNA of Lachancea dasiensis, 1242 nucleotides long. NCBI's taxonomy places the organism in Eukaryota, Fungi, Ascomycota, Saccharomycetes, Saccharomycetales, Saccharomycetaceae. The record is from the annotation of a GenBank genome assembly.
AUGUCUACUUAUACCUGUAAUUCAUGCGCCCUGCAGUUUCCCACAACAAAUGACCAGAGAGAACAUAUGAAGACUGACUGGCACAGCUACAACUUGAAGAGAAGAGUUGCACAGCUUCCGCCUAUCAGCGAGGCAAUCUUCACGGCUAAAGUGAAGGCCUUCGCCGAGCAAAAGGAAGAGCCAGAAAGCAAAAAGCAACUUACCAAGAAGGAGCUAAGGAGGAGAGAGAAAGAGGCCCUCUUGGCGAAGAAAAAGGCCCUACUGGAGCAGGCUCGUGAGAGUAUCAAGCAAAACAUGGAAAAGGCGAAUAUCGCAGAGCAGACUACCGAUGAGGCGCAAAAGACCAAUGAAAAUAUUUCUUCAAAAGAUCAACUUGCAGAGGAACAGCCUUCGAACGAGCAGCCUUCAGACGAGAAGUCUUCUUACGAGAAGCCUUCAGAGGAACGGCUUUCAGACGAGCACUUAUCUGAAGAGCAACUAGCAGAAAAGCUGAUGCAGCAAAAAAUUGACAACAAAGUCGAUAUCCCACUAAAUCACUGUCUGUUUUGCACAAAGAACAGCCAGUUUGCUGACCUUGAUACGGCGCUCGACCAUAUGUUCAAGUUUCAUGGUUUUUACAUACCGGAACAGAAGUAUCUGAUCGACAAAGAGGGACUUGUUAAAUAUCUAUCGGAAAAGAUCGGUCUGGGCAACAUGUGUUUGUGUUGCAGCUUCCAAGGUCGGUCUCUAGAAGCCGUCCGUGCGCACAUGUUGGCCAAAGCCCAUUGCCGGCUGAUGUAUGAUAACGAAGACGAGAGGCUGGAAAUUUCGGAAUUUUACGAUUUUUCAAGCACAUACGCAGACUAUCCGCAGGACAACGGUGAUGAAGAAGAUUGGGAAGAUGUUGGCAGCGAUGAGGAUGUUGACGAUGCUGAGGAUGACCAACAGUCCGAGGAUCUCCCUCAGGAAUAUUUGUAUAAUGACGGUGUCGAGCUGCACCUACCAACAGGUGUUAAGGUAGGGCAUAGGUCAUUGCAGAGGUAUUAUAGACAAAACCUCAAACCUGAGAGUGUUCUUACUGAGGGCCAAGGUACACUAAUUGCGGCUGAGACCAGACACUUUGCCACUUUGAUCAAUCCUAAGGAGGUGGCUACCCAGAAAAGAGUCUGGCAGACAGAAGUCAAAGAUAAAAAGACUCACGAUAAGAGAGCAGCUAAGUUCAUCAACAAUCAACCUCAUUACAGAGAUCAACUCUUGCAAUGA